Messenger RNA from Hevea brasiliensis (rubber tree), 782 nucleotides. RefSeq lists its product as uncharacterized. The coding region runs from base 2 to 496 and encodes 164 amino acids. Lineage: Eukaryota; Viridiplantae; Streptophyta; Magnoliopsida; Malpighiales; Euphorbiaceae. The transcript is spliced from 3 exons. The record is from RefSeq and is a predicted model, not a curated record.
UAUGCAAGACAAAAAAGCCGUGCACAGAGAGAGAGAGAGAGAGAUGAAGGGAGUAGGAGGGCCAUUGCUGUGCAUAGGGGAUUUGCUUAGCGAUCUUGGAGAGAAAGAAGACGAUGUUAUUAGAGCAGGUGAUCAUCGCCGAUCCCACAAAGAAGCGGGUUCACCUUCUUCAUCUUCAAUUCCUGAUUCUGACGAUACCCUUCAAUCCUCCUUGGAUCUUACCAAGCUCUUCGAGGAAAACUACAGCCACUUGAAUAAAGCACUUGCUGGAACAGAUCACUCCUGGACAGCUAUGACUUUAAAGUUAUGCACGGCUCUGGAAACUGCAAAUGAGUUGGUCCAGUCCACCAACUCAAACGUCAGACUGCUGUCUGAGAAAGUUGGAGAGCUUGAGAAAAUUGUCAAGAGGGGAGAUUCUGCUGUUGCGGCAGCCAAGGCAGUUCAUGUUUCUCUAAACCAAAAAGGUGGUCCAUUUAUGGGCAGUAAAAAUGUCUAGUAGUUUAGGUCGCCUUUGAAAAUGGCUGGUAAAGUGCAUUUACUGGAAUUAUAUUUUCUGUUUCAAUUAUUUCUCUUUCGUAUAUAUGUUUUUGUUCUUCUAUUCCCACUGGUAAAUCAGCUACAACAAUUUAGAAUUUUCAUUUGAAUAGGGAUUAAGGAUGCAGAGUGAAGUUUUAGAUUGAGUGGAACUUUGUCUGCCAAAUGCUAAGUUGUGUUUUAUUUAAACUACCUUGAUAAUAUGUUAAAGGCUCAAUCAAUGGUAAGUCGUUGCUUGAAUUCUGUCA